AUGGAGGGCCUAUACUUUAAUGUUAACGGCGGAUAUGUCGAGGGCAUUGUUCGCGGCUAUCGGAAUAGCCUGUUGACCGGCCAGAACUAUUCCAACCUCACUCAAUGCGAGACAAUUGAUGAUGUCAAACUCCAGCUCGCUCCCUCAUAUGGCGACUUCCUUUCCUCUCUUCCCCCGAACCCCUCCACCUCAGACCUUGCGGGCCGCAUGACUGAUAAACUGGUGUCAGAGUUCAAGUAUUUGAUCGCACAAGCAACAGGCUCAUCUGCCAAGUUCCUCGAAUACAUGACAUACGGAUACAUGAUCGACAAUAUCGCGCUGUUGAUCACCGGCACUCUACAUGAACGAGACACUCGGGAACUCCUAGAGCGAUGCCAUCCACUCGGAUGGUUCGAAACACUCCCUGUGCUAUGUGUUGCCACAAACAUUGAGGAGCUGUACAACUCGGUGCUAAUCGAGACCCCGCUGGCCGCCUACUUCAAGGGCAGUCUUAGCCACCAGGACUUGGACGAACUGAAUAUCGAGAUCGUUCGCAACACUCUCUACAAGAAUUACCUAGAGGACUUCUACAAAUUCGUCAACACUCAUCCAGAUUUCAGCGGUACAGCAACGCAGGAAGUUAUGGCGGAGAUUCUGCAGUUCGAAGCGGAUCGCCGCUCCAUCAAUAUCACUCUAAACUCCUUCGGCACCGAGCUGUCCAAGCUGGAACGGAGGAAGUUGUACCCAGAGUUUGGCAAGCUCUACCCAGAAGGCAGCCUGAUGCUGUCCCGCGCCGAGGAUGUCGAGGGUGUUGCUCUGGCUGUAAGUGCUGUGGCCGACUACAAGGCGUUCUUUGAUGCCGUAGGCCUGAGUCAAGGCGGCGGGGGUAUGGGAGGUAUGGGCGGAGGCCCUGCAGAUGGAAAGAGUCUGGAGGACCUUUUCUACCAAAAGGAGAUGGAUAUGUCAAAGCUGGUCUUCACCCGUCAAUUUACUCCGGCUGUGGUAUACGCCUGGAUGAAGCUGAAGGAGCAGGAAAUCCGGAACGUCACCUGGAUCUCGGAAUGCAUUGCCCAGAAUCAGAAGGAGAGAAUCGGGAACUUCAUCUCCGUUUUCUAA
This is a messenger RNA of Penicillium paradoxum, 1095 nucleotides long. RefSeq names its product H(+)-transporting V0 sector ATPase subunit d. Gene Ontology annotation, molecular function: proton-transporting ATPase activity, rotational mechanism. The transcript has 4 exons. Gene Ontology annotation, cellular component: vacuolar proton-transporting V-type ATPase complex; fungal-type vacuole membrane; proton-transporting V-type ATPase, V0 domain. The record is from RefSeq and is a predicted model, not a curated record. Gene Ontology annotation, biological process: vacuolar acidification; proton transmembrane transport; vacuolar transport. Bases 1 to 1095 code for a protein of 364 amino acids. NCBI's taxonomy places the organism in Eukaryota, Fungi, Ascomycota, Eurotiomycetes, Eurotiales, Aspergillaceae.